Pectinophora gossypiella (pink bollworm) is the source of this 284-nucleotide messenger RNA. RefSeq lists its product as uncharacterized. The coding region runs from base 53 to 283 and encodes 76 amino acids. The record is from RefSeq and is a predicted model, not a curated record. The transcript has 2 exons. Lineage: Eukaryota; Metazoa; Arthropoda; Insecta; Lepidoptera; Gelechiidae. Gene Ontology annotation, cellular component: mitochondrion; respiratory chain complex IV.
UGUUUUAGAUAUAUUUUUCUACUUAUUAAAAUCACACCUACAAUAAUUCAAUAUGUGUGACCAGGAAUUCAGGACUCUACGAAUUGACCCUCGCUAUCCAUUUCAAAAUCAGACUAAGGCGUGUUACGACAACUAUUGCGACUACUACAAGUGCAGAAGACUGCUGGGAGACGUGAUGGACUGCAAAAUAUUCAAGCGGUACUUCGAAACAAUUUGCCCCAACUUCUGGAUAGAGCAUUGGGAUGAACUUCGCGAGAAAGGCGCCUUCCCCGGACCGAUAUAAC